AUGCAACCACCAAUUAUGCCCCCGCGAGCGGAGGAGCUGCUUGCCCCUUUGCUGUCAUCAUUACCAGCAGCCUCGAUAUCACCACAACCACCAACGGCGCUGCUCCCUCUCCUCUCCCCGAUCCUGCGGCAACGAGUCCAGCUCCUCUCCUCAACCUCAACCUCCUCCUCCGAGCCUUGGCUUCCCCUCCUCUGCUACGACUCUUCGCAAUCCUCCAAACUGCAAUCCCUCGUGCGCAACGAGCGAUUCGAGCCACAUCCCGUCUCAGGAGAAGUAGAAAUUGACUGGGAGACCGAGCUCAGCACAUCCUACAAGCGCAUCGACACCGAAACGCUGCAAUCCCUCAUCACCCUCCGCGAUCUCCAGCUAUGCGUAAAGCUAAUCUGGUGCACAAACGACGAGCUGGGUGGCGGCGACGGGUGGAGAAUCGGCGAAGUGUCUGUCUUCAACCCCUCCGACGAUGAAUGGGGCUUCGAAAGCAUAGGCCAAGCCGGAGAAGCCUUCCACUCGCAACCCUCCUACCACUACAACAAUCUCAAUUCCUAUAACCGCACAAAUGGCACAAAUCCCCUGCUCACGCCUGAAGCGGAGGAGGAAGACGCUGACGACGCUUACUGGGCCCAGUACGAUAAUACGCCGGCCAGGACACCAGCUCCGAAAGCCAGUCCCGCGCCGCCUUCACUACCCGCUAUACAGAGAGAGGCCGUGAGCGUUGAGGAUGAAGAGAGUUAUUAUGCGCAAUACGCGAGCGUGCAGCCGGCGAUGGAUAAUCACGAUCCGGACGAGGCUCAGCAGAACGGAGACGUUGGAUCGAGCUUAGGGCAGGAUGAGAUUGCGCGGGAACUGCAGGAGAGGAAUGUGAGGCAGUUCUCGCACCCGACGGUCGAUCAGGAGCACGAGUUGCAUAGUUCGAGCGCGGCGUGGAGCGAUGACCUUGCUGCGCAGGUGUAUAUGAAUGGCCAGGUGCAGGGAAUGGAUGGUAUGGACGUUGACCAUAUGGAAGGCCUUGCACAUCCUCGACCUGGCUCUAGCACUGGAAGCAGCGGGAGCGACACAGUUGAGAAACUUGAGCGGCGAGCCGCAGCGAGAGAUAGUCGCGAGCAGAGUGAGACAGGCAUAAAGCAGCACAUUGGAACGAGCAUCAAGAGUCUGUACCGCCUGGCAAAGGUGGCGGGCAUCGAUAGGGCGGAAUUCGAAAGGCUUGUGAGGACAGAGCUGGACUGCUUGGCGCUGAUGGAUGAGGAUGAUGUCUAA
Hyaloscypha bicolor E is the source of this 1254-nucleotide messenger RNA. RefSeq lists its product as uncharacterized. The transcript has a single exon. Lineage: Eukaryota; Fungi; Ascomycota; Leotiomycetes; Helotiales; Hyaloscyphaceae. The coding region runs from base 1 to 1254 and encodes 417 amino acids. The record is from RefSeq and is a predicted model, not a curated record.